AACAACAUGAAAGACAUCUUCAUUGCCGACAACGAAGCAAAAGAAACAUUAUUGGAAAUAUAUGGACAAGUUAUACAGAUGGUUAAUGAACUUCCCAAAGAAUUGUCAACUUUGUUGUCAAAGCUAUACGGAGAUGUUUCAUCGAAACUGGAAAUGAAUGCCAAAUUAUUUUCAGAGAAAUGCAAACUUGUUGUUGCAGGCGAGUCAAACUCUGAUAUGAACAGUGUUAUAAACACAGUUCUGGGAUCCGAGAUACUUCCUAAUCCACAUGUACUUUCGCCAGGAACUAUAUGUUGUGUGCAUACAGUACCCUCUGACGUGGAGGGAUAUUUUGUGAUUCAAAUGACCAAUGGAUCGAAGGAGAGACAUUCUUAUCCUAAGAUGCCGGGCGCGUUUCAAGGUCUAUUGUCUGACAAAAUGAAGGGGAACAUGUCCCAGCGCAUUGAAACGUAUUGCCAUCUGCCAGUGUUUGGAAACACCGAUAGCGUUACAAUUGUAAGUCAUCCUGGAGGAGAUAACAUAUUGCCGAAAGAGUUCAUGGAAUCGGUUGAUGAUGCUUCAAUUCUCAUUUAUGUAGUAAACAGCGCAUGUUCAGAUGGUAUUCAAGAAAAUAAGUUGAUGCAAAUGUGCAAACAGCUACAGUCAGACGCACGAGCAGACAACUUAAAUAGCUUUGAUCCCAAAUGCAUGAUGUUUUUAUGCAAUAAUUGGGAUAUUGUUGAGAAAAAGGAACGCUCCGAUCCGGGUGCAGAGAAUAGAAUAUGGAAAGAGAUUGUUACGAAGAUACAGAAAUAUUUCCCAGGAAUUUCUGAACGUGAUCAAAUUUACAAGUUGAGCACCACUGAGAUGAAAGCGGACCUUAAUCGGCAAGCACAUGAACGAUGUAAGCAAAUGGUGGUGCUGCUAGAAACACACCUGAAUCAAACGACUGUUCAAAGCGAUAUCAAGAGUAGAUUCUAUGCCAAUAUCAACAUGCCCCUUUCCAAUAAAAACAUCGACGAAAUCAGAGAAGAGGUGAAGAGGUAUAUUCAAGGUCUCAUAUUACAAGCCAUACAGAAGUGGGAACUAGACUCUAAACACUACCAACGCACUGUAACAAUUAUAAACGAGGAAUUUGAAACGAAAGUUCAGUCCCUGCGAGAAGAGUUUGAAGAUGUUGAACGACUUGUGCAUAUUGAGAACGAACCCAACAAUGAUUUGACAGGGACUAUUGAAACACCAGUCGAUGACUCUUUGCCAGCUGGUGGUAAGGUAUUAAUUGCGGUAACAGCACCUAUAUGGAUUCCUCUUGGCAUAGUUGCUUCCUUGAUUGCCAUCCCGGUUGCUUUUGGAGUAGUUAUGAAUGAUGAAAGUAAUUUGAACGACUUCCGGAAAGACAGAUCACCGUUUAUGGAGAAGUGGUUAAAGGAAUCUUUGAAAGAAUUCUUGAAAAAGAAAUCAAUUGAAAAAACUGUGCAUGAAAAUUAUGUUUUCAUCUUAACGAAACGAAUAGAUCAAAUGAGUGCCCGUAUUGUUUCAAAAUCAGUGCAAGCAGACAUGGUACAUCUGGAGUCCAUUUUGAAAGACACGCGUGAAUCACGCGAGAUCGUUGAGGAUUUUACGGAUAUAAAGACCACCGUUCAAGAUCAUAUUGCGUCAUUGAGAUUGUUCGAGCUACAAUGUCUUGACAGCGAUAAAGUUAACUGUGUUGACAUAACUCGUGUUAAAGAAAUCGGUACCGGACAUUUCUCAGACGUUUAUGCAGCUAAAUAUUUGCAGGAGGACGUAGCACUAAAAGUUAUUAAAAGAUCAUCCGCUACGAUGUUUACACAUUUGGUCGAGUUAGAAAUAUUCAGGAGGUUAGAUCACAAGCACAUUGUGAAAUUUAAGGGAGCAUGUUACACUGACAUGUUGCCAGCUGUGGUUGGAGGCGGAAAGCGGGAGAAGCUGAGCAACUUCCGGUUGAUGUUCCUGUUCGAACAAUGUGACACCAACUUGGAAGAUUAUGUAUUUAAUAAUGACAAACUCCAGUGUGGAAAUAAACCACCAAAAUCCAGAGGUCAAGCAUCCGAGUUCUUUAGCCGAACAGGAAAGGCUGUUUGCUCUGCUAUGUUGUUCAUUCAUGGGGAAGGCUAUGCGCAUAGGAAAAUGCACCUGAGAGGCGUUUUGUUACAAAGCGGAACAGUGAAGCUUUGUGGACCGACCUGUAAGCCGGAUACGAACAUAAAUGAUGGGUCUAGGAUUUUGGCUCCGGAAGUUGUGGUACAAGGAAACAUUGGUCAACACACCGAUAUAUUCGAUUUUGGAAUACUGCUGUGGGAACUUUGGUAUGGAAGACGGGCAGCUAUAGAUUUGAAAAAGAUUCGACACAUAACCAGCAGACAGCAUCCUGAUUGCAAUGCCGAGCACGCAAUGCCAGAGGCUCUGGCACGUGUUGUAGAGAGUUGUUGGGCGCUAAACGCAAACGAUAGACCUGGUGCCGGUCUGCUGUUGGACAAAAUGAAUUCGAUUAUGUAA
Dreissena polymorpha is the source of this 2496-nucleotide messenger RNA. RefSeq lists its product as uncharacterized. The coding region runs from base 7 to 2496 and encodes 829 amino acids. The record is from RefSeq and is a predicted model, not a curated record. The transcript has 10 exons. Gene Ontology annotation, molecular function: protein kinase activity; ATP binding. Gene Ontology annotation, biological process: protein phosphorylation. Lineage: Eukaryota; Metazoa; Mollusca; Bivalvia; Myida; Dreissenidae.